AUGGAAAACGAUGAUCCUACGACCCUAAAAGUUCAGUUCUACUGGCAAAGAGGAGUACUAGAUGCUCUAACUGAAAUUAACCUCUUAACAGAACCAGAGUCUUCUCGCGGAAUGUUCAGUGUCAGGGAUCAUUACAUCGGGGUGCGUACUGGCAAAUUCAAAGACCAGGCGGAGCCAGAAUACAAAGCUAUUGCUUCUGGCGAUAUUUUCACACUCAACACCAGUAAUCCCCGAGAUAUGCCACUCCCGAGUCGAACAUUACUCGAAUGCAAUGGAAUUUACAGCGAGUUGCAGGAAUGA
Aspergillus nomiae NRRL 13137 is the source of this 300-nucleotide messenger RNA. RefSeq lists its product as uncharacterized. The coding region runs from base 1 to 300 and encodes 99 amino acids. Lineage: Eukaryota; Fungi; Ascomycota; Eurotiomycetes; Eurotiales; Aspergillaceae. The record is from RefSeq and is a predicted model, not a curated record. The transcript has a single exon.